CACUUUGGCGGAAAUCUCGAAAUCGCACCCAAAUCGCACCUCGACUCCACCCACACCACCACCAACAACACACCGCAAAAAUGUCGUCCGUCACUCCCAUCGUCGUGUCCAUCGGCAACCCCCUCCUCGACAUCACCGUCCCCGUCGCCGACGGCCCCAAGUACCUCGAGAAGUACGGCCUCAAGGCCAACGACGCCAUCCUCGCCGAGGACAAGCACCUCCCCAUCUACCAGGAGAUUGUCAAGAACCCCGGCGUCACGUACGUCGCUGGCGGCGCUGCCCAGAACGCCGCCCGCGGUGCUUCGUACCUCCUCCCCGCCGGCUCGGUCGCCUACAUUGGCUCGGUCGGCGACGAUGACCUCGCCAAGACCCUCACCGACGUCAACACCAAGGAGGGUGUCGUCUCCAAGUACCAGGUCCAGGCUGCCCCCGCGCAGACUGGUGCUUGCGCCGUCAUCCUCUCCAACCACGACCGCUCGCUCGUGACCACCCUCCGUGCCGCCGAGCAGUUCACCAAGGACCACCUCGCCAAGCCCGAGGUCGCUGCCACCCUCGCUGGCGCCAAGCUCAUCUACAUUGAGGGCUACUUCCUCACCCACGGCAUCGAGUCGGCCCUGGAGGUCGCCAAGCACGCCUCGGCCACCGGCCGCACCGUCGUCCUCAACCUCUCGGCCCCCUUCAUCCCCCAGUUCUUCAAGGUCCAGCUCGAGGACCUCCUCCCCCACGUCGACAUCCUCAUCGGCAACGAGUCCGAGGCUGCCGCCUACGCCGAGGCUGCCGGCCUUGGCGACGCCUCGCUCGAGCAGAUCGCCACCACCCUCGCCGGCUUCUCCAAGUCGAACGCCUCGCGCCCCCGUCUCGUCGUUGUCACCCAGGGUGCCGACUCGACCCUCGUCGCCUCGUCGUCGCCCUCGGCCUCGCCCGCCAACCUCUCGCCCACCGACGCCAACCCCAAGACGUACCCCGUCCCCAAGCUCGCCGCCGACAAGAUCAUCGACACCAACGGUGCCGGUGACAUGUUCGCUGGUGGUCUCCUCGGCGCCCUUGCCCUCGGCAAGUCGCUCGACGUUGCCAUCGAGACCGGCCACAAGCUCGGCCAGAUCUGCGUCGGCCAGAACGGUGCCACCCUCGAGUUCCCCAAGGUCCAGAUCUUCUAAGCAGGUCAUAGCUGUCUAGGUCUCAGGUUCCCCAGGUCCCUCGCUGGCCUCAACGGCCGCACACCAACCCCAAAUACCCUCACCCACAUACCCCCCAAACCAAAGCCUGAAAGGCCUGUAACCUAUUCCCCCAUAGACCAGAGGGAUGCAUCAUUUCAACA
Messenger RNA from Vanrija pseudolonga, 1318 nucleotides. It is a transcript of the gene ADK, whose product is annotated as Adenosine kinase. Gene Ontology annotation, cellular component: nucleus; cytosol. The record is from RefSeq and is a predicted model, not a curated record. Lineage: Eukaryota; Fungi; Basidiomycota; Tremellomycetes; Trichosporonales; Trichosporonaceae. The transcript is spliced from 3 exons. The coding region runs from base 81 to 1157 and encodes 358 amino acids. Gene Ontology annotation, molecular function: adenosine kinase activity. Gene Ontology annotation, biological process: purine ribonucleoside salvage; purine nucleobase metabolic process.